Molecule: messenger RNA, 1374 nt
Organism: Laetiporus sulphureus 93-53
Lineage: Eukaryota; Fungi; Basidiomycota; Agaricomycetes; Polyporales; Laetiporaceae
Product: cytochrome P450
Exons: 14
Coding region: 1-1374 (457 amino acids)
Molecular function (GO): monooxygenase activity; heme binding; iron ion binding
Source: RefSeq, a predicted model, not a curated record
AUGUCCGAGCAAUAUGGGGGAGCUGUUCGAGUGCAUGCCUUGCUUGGGGAAGAGCAAUUGUAUGUCUCGGACCCUUGCACCCUCCAUCACAUUGUAGUCAAGGAGCAGCACAUAUAUGAUGAAACAGAUGUCUUCUUGAUGAUAAACGAUCUAAUUUUCAGUGAAGGCCUCAUCGCCACACAUGGAACCCAACACAAGAAGCAGAGAAAGAUGCUCAAUCCUGUGUUUUCCUUCACGAAUAUGCGACACCUGCUGUCAAUCAUCCAAUCAAUCACUGAUCAGCUGCUCGCUGUGCUGCUGACAGAAUUGCCACCCAACGGCAGAAAAGAAAUCAACGUCAUUCCUUGGAUGUCCCGCACUGCUAUGGAGUACAUAUGCCAAGCAGGCAUGGGCUACACCUUCAAUACAUUGGACGAUAUGCGUGAAACUGUGGGCACACUCGACAGCAUUAGCAAGACUAUCUAUGCAGAGAAGAAGGCUGCAGUAGAUGGGCAUGCCAUGAAGGGUGCACUCGAGGGUGAAGAUCUUGGUCUGCAGAUGAAAGGCCGGGAUAUCAUAAGCAUCUUGCUGAAGACCAAGCUCCUCAGACAGAUGAACACCAUCAUCUUUGCGGCAUUUGAGAUGACCACCGUCGCCAUUGCGUGCAUAUUCUACAUCCUCGUGACAUGCCCAGACAUGCAGGUGCACCUGCGCAGUGAACUGUGGGUGGUGAAGCAGGUGCAAGCAGUGGUCAGCGAAUGCUGGGAGGAUGUCAUGCUGCCGUACGAUGUGCUAAUGGGCUUGCCGUACCUCGACACGAUCAUGCAUGAAACAUUCCAUGUCUAUCUGCCAACGUUACUCAUGAGCUGCAUUGCCAGGCAGGUGAUGGUCCUCCUCCUCAAGCAACCUGUAUGUUCUGCAUCUGGUGAGCAGAUCUCAUCCAUACCCUUGCCUGAGGGUACAACGGUCAUCGUCUCCAUCCUCGCCAUGAACCACAACAAAGAGGUGUGGGGUGAGGACACAUCAGCAUGGCACCCAGAGUUUUGGCUCACUGCAUUGGAAGAUGAGGAUGAGGUCGAUGCUACUUCAGGAAAAGGGAAGAUCAAGUACCCUGGAGUCUAUGCAUCGAUGAUGACCUUCUUGGAAGGUGGACGUGCCUGCAUUGGAAGCAGCCUGAUGGCUAUAUUCACAGAGCAAGUCAUCGUGACUCUCGUACCUGCAUUGAGCCUCGAGCUUCCUUCAGAGGCUGACGAGAGUGGUAAUGUCAAGGAGAUAUACUGGAAGAUGAAUGGCUUACAGGUGCCAGUGGUCCGUCCACCCCUCGGUGAUGAUCGUAUGCCACAGGUGCCGUUGAUGAUCAGGAGAGUGGAAGAACAUGAUUUCCUUGAUGACUGA